Molecule: messenger RNA, 4068 nt
Organism: Psylliodes chrysocephalus
Lineage: Eukaryota; Metazoa; Arthropoda; Insecta; Coleoptera; Chrysomelidae
Source: the annotation of a GenBank genome assembly
AUGGAUAAGUUCACUGUAGAUCUAGACCAAGUCUUAAAUGACUUUGAAUAUAGUGAAUUAACAGACCAAUAUAAUGCAGCAAGAUCCCAAAUAGACACUUCUAGUUCUGUAAAUCAUAACAAUGUUACAAAACAUUCAAUAAACAAUGUAUUUCAUAGCUUAAAUGAGUAUUUAAAUACCAGUGUUGAUGUACCCAAUACUGAAAAUAAUAUCCAGACAGAUGAUUUGUUGAAAAAAAUUGAAAAUAUUAGUGUGGAGAAUCUGGGGAGCCCUUUUGAUGAUACGGAUUAUAGUAAACCUGUAGAAGAGUGUGCAGAUAAUACAUUUUUAGAAGAGGAUAAGGAAUAUAAAUUUAAUGAAAAUACUACUUUUGCUAACAAAGCGCAUGUUAAAGAAUUGAAUGAACCUUUGAAUAAUACACAAAAUACUGUGCAUGAGAACAUAGAUGUACAUCAGAAAAAUAAUGAUCUAGUAGAAAAUCUGAAUCCAAUAUGUACAGAUGAAAAUUCAAUUAAAACACUAGUUAAAUGUGAUGAAGCUGAUUUUAAAGAAAACAUUGGAAAUGAGGACAAUUUUUGCUUAUCUAAUGAUGAAAAAACCAGUGAUCUUAUUCAUCUGGAUUCUAACUUAAUUUCCAAUGAUUCUAACAAAAUUGAAAAUAAUUUUAUAGUAAACGAAACUGUGGAUGAACCUAACUCAACUACUGCAAAUAAUCAAAUCAUUGAAGAUUUAGUUACAAAAAAUAAUGAUGAAACAUAUGUAGAUAAGGUGGAGGUAAAUCCAAUAGGUUUUCAAGAAAUUACUGAUGUCGAUGAUGAGGAAAUUCACGAACUGUUAGCUGAAUUAGAGAACGAACAGCAUUUGUUUGAGAGUGAGAAUGAUGCCACUAAUACAAAAUUGGAAGAUGAUAAGGAGACAGAAGAUUUUACUCAAGCUAUUGACAUCACACAAGAAUCAGAAGACACCAUACUAGUUACAGAAGAACCAAAAAUUCCGAAAGAAUCUUUAGAACCAGAAGUAACCAUGAAAAAUGAAACAAAUGACACUGUAACAGAAGACAAUAUCACAGAAUUAGUAAAAACACUCUCCAUUGAUGACAUACAAAUUGUAAAAGAUAUUAUUGAUAAACCCAACUUAGAAACUACUGAGCAGAGUAUAUGUGAAGACUUCAAAUCUUCUUCAGAGCCUGUAGUGUUUCAAGAAGAAGAAAAAACUGAAAAACAUGAGUUUUUGCAAGAAGCUGUUCUUGAAAAAGUACUAGUUAAGGGUAAAAAUAAAGAAAAUGUAAAGAAUAAAAAAACCUCAAAAGUAGAUAGUAUUAGAAAAAAAGUGGAAGUUGUCAAAGAAGAAUCAAGUAAGGUAGAAGAGAGUAAUAAGAAGACUGAAGAAGAUAAGCGUGAUAAUGUAAAUAUUUCAAAUCAAGAAACGGUUGCUCGACCGCAAAAUUUAUCAUUGAAGGAGAGUGAAACUGAAAGUCAGAGGGAAAUUAAUCUUAUAGGAGGCCCUGGUUCAACUCCGUACAACAAUGUGUAUAUAACUGAAGAGAUAAGCAAACAUCAAGAACAAGAUAAUGAGUCUAUUUCCUCUACGUCUUCAAAUACUUUCUCAGACACUGGUAGCACCGUCUCUACAGCCUCUACAGAGGAAAUUCGUGAUGACAACGACCUUACUAUUACUAACCCUAGUCAUGUUCAAGAGCAAACUGUAAGGCCUACAGAAAAUUUGGAAAGGGGCAGUAGAGAACUAUCUGAUGAUGGGGAUAAUGCUGGAAACACUGUUGAAGAAGAUUCAGAAAGAAAUGAGACUAGCGAAGGACAGGCUACCAGAAAUUCUGGUGAUGGGGAAAAUACAUCAAGUGGGACCACUGAAAAACAAUGGUUGGGAAAAGAGGCUCCUUUAUGGAUCCCUGACUCGGAUACGACUAGUUGUUUACACUGUGAUAUGAAAUUUACUGUAUUGAAGAGACGUCAUCAUUGCAGAGCAUGCGGUUUGGUUUUAUGUUCUAAAUGUUGCCACCUUCGAUUCAAACUAGAAUAUUUAGAUGCUGAAGCAAGAGUUUGUAACAAAUGCCACGAUAUCCUAAACAAAGACACAAAUAGCAGUUCUAGCUCUGAUCUUUCUUCUCCGGACCCAGGAAAUUCCCCUUUGAGGCGACCGAACCCUAACAACCCCUUAGAAUAUUGUUCUACAAUUUCACCAUUGCAACAGGUCAGCGGAACUUCCCCGGCUCCCCUUCCUGCUGUUAUGGUACCUGUUGGAGUGCUCAAAAGAAAAGGUAGCAACAAAUCAAAAUCGAAUAAAAGCGUAAUGUUUUGCGAUGGAAUCCGACCUGGAAGCGAUCUAACCAAUUUAGACAACGAUUUUAAUUACAACAAUACAAAGACUAAGAAGUUGGAAAAAACAAGUACAACAGCAUCAGCUGGAAAAAUAAAUAGAAAUUUGCCACUGAUCGACUCAGAAACCAACUCUUUUAUACCGAAAAACGAAAAUAAUUUACCUCCUUUAGUAACUAUAACAAAAACUGAUAUUUCGUACACUGAUUGUCAAAAUAACCCCACCACAGUGGAAUUACUAAAAAACAAUCAACUCACAUUCGCAAUUUUGUUAAGCUUGUAUGUACAUGUUAAAAUAAUUAAUAUGAAUUGCUGCAUUAACAAAAUGGCGUUUUGUUUUUCUACAGACGGUUUAAUAAAUGUUGGACAAGAUGAAAUCGUUAUAAUUUUGGAAUACAUCGAUGAGGAGUCAUUUGUUCCUAAAGAUGUGUUUUAUCAUAUCAAUAAUAUAUAUGUUGAUGCAGUUAAAGGAACGUCAAUAAAAGAAUUAGGACUUUCAUUACACAAUUCUUCCAAUUUUUUGGAUUCCAAAAACCACGCCGGUUUUGUUUACAUCCGUCCAACUUUUCAAUGUUUGGAGAAUGUAAUUAAACCAAAAGAACCUUUUCUGGUAGGAAUUCUGAUACAUAGGUGGGAGACACCUUGGGCCAAAUUGUUCCCAUUAAGACUGAUUUUGAGACUAGGUGCUGAAUAUAGGUAUUAUCCUAGUCCUGUGAUAUCGACUAGGCACAGAGACAGUGUUUUUGUAGAAAUUGGACAUACAAUAAUAAACUUAUUGGCAGAUUUUAGAAAUUUUUCUUAUACACUUCCUCAAAUAAAUGGUUUGACUAUUCAUAUGGAGGACAAAAAUACAACGGUUACCAUACCAAUUAAUAGAUAUGACCAGAUAAUCAAAUCUCUUAACAAUUCAAGUGAUCAUAUUUUGGCUUUUGGUGGGGCAUUCAGCCAAGAGGCGGACUCUCAUCUAGUAUGUAUACAAGAUACCCAAGGAAAUGAAAAUUGCUAUUCGACGCAUGCUAUUAAUAUUCAGAACAAACCCAGAAAAGUGACGGGAGCAAGUUUCAUCGUAUUCAACGGGGCUUUGAAAUCUUCCAGUGGUUUGACUGCUAAAUCCAAUAUUGUAGAAGACGGUUUAAUGAUUCAAGUAUUACCAGAACAUAUGCAACAGAUUAGGGAAAAUUUGAGAGCGAUGAAAAAUCACACGAUAUCCUGUGGCUGUGUAAAUGCAGUUUCCGACGAGACCGUAAACAUUGUUUGGGGAGAAAAUGAUACCAAUUUUAAUAUAGGCAUUACCUCUUCGAUUGAUGGCAUGUCUCUAAGUGGGAUUCCAUCAAUUCGUGUCCACAACGGUAAAAACCAUUAUGGUGCCAAUGGAAACCGAAUUAUUAGGUGGACGGAAGUAUUCAUAAUUCAGAGUGGUGAUGAGAAUCCCAAAAAUCAAGAUCCCAUUGACGUAUCAAGAAUUUCAGAAAGUAUCGCGAAAGCUACUUGCGAUGCUUUAUUAAAUUAUCUUGAUUUGCUAGUGACAAAUAAUUUUCAAAAAAUUGGAAUUCGGACUACUCUUCAUGUAGAUAGUGUGUCUUAUUGUGCGGGUAGUAAUAAUACAAGACUACCCCCUAUUUACAUGAAAAGUUUGGACAAUGAGCUGAUUCCAGUCCUGCAUAGGAUAACAUCGGGCAAUCUGGGGGAGAAUUCCAUUAUUUUGGAACUGAUAUUUCGGAUAUUAAAUGUUUGA